Molecule: messenger RNA, 1216 nt
Organism: Corylus avellana
Lineage: Eukaryota; Viridiplantae; Streptophyta; Magnoliopsida; Fagales; Betulaceae
Source: RefSeq, a predicted model, not a curated record
CCUCGUAUAUCUAUAUAUAUAUAAACUCUCCUUGUUCUUCUGUUCUUCUCGCCGACAUGUUUUGUCAGUACAGCUUAUAUCUGAAGGAAGCUCGCACUGCGUACUUCUUAGUGAUUUGUUCCGCCUCCGUUUUCAUUUGAUGAUCUGUCGUCCGUCCACCCUUUUCCUCGUUUUCUUCGUUUCCAUUGCUUGAUUUCGAUUCCCCAUCUGGGGUUUCUUGUAGGUGUUUGUCGGCGUACGUAUGUGUCAAUUUCUUGACAAUCGAUCAAACAUGCUGUAUCUGAAUUCAGACCUGUCUGAUAAGGAUGUUGAGCCGUUCGUCGAGGUUUCUCCGACGGGACGGUACGGUAUGUACGGUGACAUGCUUGGCGCCGGAGCGGUGAAGAGGGUGUAUCGAGCUUUUGAUCAAGAAGAGGGUAGAGAGGUUGCUUGGAAUCAGGUUUCCUUGAAAAGAUUUCUGGAUGACGAGGCAAUGAUGGAUAGAUUGUACUCGGAGGUUGGGUUGUUGAGAAAUUUGGAGAACGAAAACAUCAUCACCUCGUUCGGAUCGUGGACGGAUCAUGAGCACAAGACGUUGAACUUCAUCACUGAAGUUUGCACCUCCGGGACUCUGAGGGAGUAUAGGAGGAAGCACCAGCACGUGUCAAUCAAGGCCAUGAAGAAUUGGCUGAGACAGAUAUUGAGGGGUUUAGAGUACCUUCAUUCGCAUGAGCCUUGCAUAAUUCAUAGGGAUCUUAACUGUAGUAACGUGUUUAUCAAUGGCAAUCUUGGCAAGGUUAAGAUCGGAGAUUUUGGGUUGGCGGAAAAGGUGGGGAAGAACCACGUGGCACAUUCGAUUGUGGGGACGCCGGAGUUCAUGGCGCCGGAGCUGUACGACGAGAACUACACGGAGACGGUGGAUAUUUAUGCGUUUGGGAUGUGUGUGCUUGAGCUGGUGACACUGGAAAUACCAUACAGUGAAUGUGGUUGUGUGGCCAAGAUAUACAAGAAGGUGUCCUCUGGGGCGAAGCCCCGGGCACUGAACAAGGUGAAAGAUUUGGAGGUGAAAGGAUUCAUUGAGAAGUGCAUUGCGCCGCCGUCUGAGAGAUCGUCUGCCUCUCAACUUCUCAAGGAUCCCUUCUUUGAUGGACUUGAUGAUGAAGACAAAUAUGAUACUGGUUUAGAUUGUUUUUUGCUUUCAGAAAUAUGUAGGCAAACUUGCUAGCUAGCUGUUCAA